Messenger RNA from Anguilla anguilla (European eel), 9622 nucleotides. Its product is annotated as transmembrane protein 269-like. The record is from RefSeq and is a predicted model, not a curated record. Bases 6207 to 6980 code for a protein of 257 amino acids. Gene Ontology annotation, biological process: phospholipid biosynthetic process. Gene Ontology annotation, molecular function: phosphotransferase activity, for other substituted phosphate groups. The transcript has 7 exons. Gene Ontology annotation, cellular component: membrane. NCBI's taxonomy places the organism in Eukaryota, Metazoa, Chordata, Actinopteri, Anguilliformes, Anguillidae.
AAAGUUCCAGCGAAUUCGCCUUUGACUUUAAUAAGAGAUGCGUAGUGAAGUACCGUUAAAUUUUCACAACAGGCGUUGCGUAUGGUCUUACAUGUCCCUGGAAUAUCUGAAGAACCUGUAUUCGUAAAAAAUAAUAAAAAAUAGUCCGAAAAAGGGAUAUUUCCAGCCAGCUGCAUACAAACCAAGGCAUACUCGUUUAUUUGAGUAUUCUAGAAGCAUCAAUAACGUUUUAAUUUUCUUGCAGCUGCUGUACUGUGGGGACAGAGGCCAUGAUCAUGCUGACCCCUUCCUUUGAGAGAAGAGCCAAACAUGUUUGCUUUCUGAGGGAGCACUCGCCUACCACUGCAGAGACUCGGGUCCAGUCCCCGGCAGCGGUACUUCUGGCUUGGUCAGACAUUCCUACGAACAAAAUUGGCAGUGUUUGAGGGUGGGAAGCCGGUGAGGGUAUGAGUCCUGAUUGUUGCAUUUGCGACUCCUACUGGUUGGUCGGGGCGCCUGUUCAGUGGGGAGGGAAUCUGGGGGAGAUAGCGUGAACCACUUUAUGCAAGAUAUUUUGUAUAUCGACUCCACAUGUAUCGGAGGAGGCAUGUGGUAGUUUACACCCUCCCCAGACCGACAGAGGAUAGCGCAUCAACCAGGACUGUGUGAUACACACGGGGAAUUGGUAUAACUACUAAAUUGGGGAGAAAAUGGCAAGAAAAAAAGAAAUAUAUUAGUGUCAUAUUUAAACUUAAUAUCUUAUUUCUAUUCCUUUUUUUGUUUAAUAAAACAAAAAAUAUGUGGCAAUCAGAUGUGCCAAUCAAGUUUUGUGCCAGUGCAAACAGUAACUCAAAAGCUAAUAUUUUCUAAGAAAUAUAUAUAUGUAUAUAUAUAUAUAUUUUUAAAAAAAAUAUUUUUUUAAUUAAAAAUGUUUAGAAUUAAAAGAUUGUAUGUCAUAUUACAUUAUACUAUUACCAUUAGUAAAUCAUUGGUAAAAGAGGAAUUCCACAUUCCAAAUAGGAUAACUAUCUUUUUUUCUUCAUAAUACUGAACUAAAUGAAUGUAACACAAGUGGUCCACUUUAGUUCAGUGCCUGACGCAUACUGAAUGUAGUCCAGGUGGGCGGAAUUUCCUGUUACUGACAUGUUACUGCACCUCUCCGCAGUGUCCUAUCUGACAGCUUGGCCAGUGGACAAAGGGAAACAUAAAAUGUAACCUGAAGGCACAUGGCUGCCCAGAACAACAAGGGAUAGGGAAUUUGGCAGCAAAAAGUAUAUCAGUGUAGAAAGCUGUUAUCUUUUCAUAUUAAUUUCUCUUUUUUUACUGUUAGCCGUAAAGUUUUGCCUGCCCCAGGACUGUAGAUGAGCUAAACAUUUAACUCUGGUACCCUGUCAAAUAAACAGAUAGAAUAAAUAUAAUUUAACAUUCAACCUACCAUGAUGUGUAAGAGCUGUUGAAUUGUUGCAGUUGACAUAGAUUUGGUAUCUUCUGCCUGGAGGGGCUGUGCUUAGUUUGUCCUAGCUCACAAUAUGGCUUAAAUCCACUAGCCUAGAAUAACAGGCUAACCGCUUUAGCGGAGUGAAUGAUGGCUGUAGAUCCCUAGCUGUCAGUGCAUUUUGUUCCUCUUCUAAAUCUGUUACCAGGAAACAAGGCGGUGUGAAAACACUACUUGGCUUCCGAGGCCCUAGUCUCAUUUGGUGUUGUUUUGGAAAGAGGCAAGCUUAAAUAGAACCUAUUAUACUCUGUUUGGCUCAGACUAUAUAGCCUUGUAUUAAUUGCAUAUCACCUACAGCAUUGCCCAAGUGGCUUUCUUAGCAGAUAGGAGUCUUCAAUAUGAUGCACUACAUGGCCAAAGGUAUGUGGACACCUGACAUCCAACAUCUCAUCCAAAAUUAUGGGCAUUAAUAUGGAGUUAGUCCACCCUUUGCUGCUAUAACAACCUCCACUCUUCUGGGAAGGCUUUUUGCUACAUAUUGGAGGAUUGCUGCAGGGAUUUAUUUCCAUUCAGGGAGAGGAACAUUUGUGAGGUUGGGCACUGAUUGGGUGAUUAGGCGUAGCUUCCAGUUGGCUUUCCAAUUGAUCCCAAAGGUGUUGGAUUGGGUUGAGGUUAGGGCUUUGUGCAGUCCAGUGAAGUUCUUCCACACUGUUUUUGAAAACAACAUUUCUGUAUGGACCACGUUGUGUGUCUGGGGGCAUUGUCAGACUGAAACAAGAAAGGGCCUUCCCCAAGCUGUUGGGGAAACACAGAAUCUUCUAGAAUGUGAUUGGAUGCUGUAUCAUUAAGAUUUGCCUUCACUGGAACUAAGGGGUCUAGCCCAAACCAGGAAAAACUGCCCCAGAGCCCCAAGGGGUGAUCAGAUACUUUUGGUCACAUAGUAUAUAUAUCAAACAUAAAUAAGCAUCACAACUGAUCACAUAUUAUUAAAACUAAAAUGAAGAAACUGCAUGCUAUGAGUACACCUUGCAUCAAAUGUUUUGGAAAUAAGGAAAAUACUUAUAAAGUACAAUAGAAAAAUCAAUACUCCUCCCACAGUAAAGGACUGGUUCAAAUCCAGUUCCUUUCAUUAAGAUGGGUUUCUACAUAACCAUAACGUAGAGUAAUUUGCAGGUUAGCUGUACAGGGAGUUUCAUAUACAUUUUCUCACCUCUGUUUGAAAGUUGUUCUUCCUUCUGGGGAGUUUUUUUUGCCUCACUUGCUGGUUUUUGGGGGUUCAUGCUCAGUCUCUUCCAGUUGUCCUAUUUCCUGUUUUCCUGUAAAGCGUCUUUAUGACAGUGUCCCCGUAAAAAGCAAUAUACAUAUAAAAUGGAAUUAAAUAUGUACACAUUGGCCUUCCUCUUAAACAUCUGCACUUAAAAUUAAAGAAUGAUUGCAACAAUUGUUUUCCAACUCAUAUAACUUAAAAUAAAAGGAGUGUUUUAAAUAUUUCUAAUGUAUUUCUUUCACAAAAAUGUUGAGAGCUCACUCUGCAGAGAAUAUUUGUUGUUUAGGUGAAUUUAACCCCUUCUCCUAUAAGGUGGCUGGCCUAGAGUUCACUCACGGUACAACAUCACAGUAUAGGACCGUUGCAGAUAUGCAUAACAAUGUUGGACUGAAAUUUGACUGCUGUGGUGUUGUGUUGUAUCUCACUCAGUGUUUCUUUUCAGAUGACGAGACUCUUGAACUCGACGGGCUUUGGAAUCACAUGAAGUUCAGGGUGCAAAACAGAAUAGUAGGAACCCCAAAAUUUACCCUUUUUAAUGCAUAGAUGCUAGGAACCUAGGUCUAAGGGAUUGUUUUGAAACAAAUAAAAGCAUUCUAUCUGACCUAGGAUUCUGUGAAUGCAUUAAUUUGGACAUGGGCCAUAUUUUUCCGGUAUGAAUGCAGCAUGAAUAUCGAUGUGUUCUGUUGUUCAUGGCACUCCUAUCUGGUCCUUAGUUGUUCACUUUAGCAUGAUCCUCUUGACCUUUUAUUGGCCCUCGCUGACACACAUGGACAGCUUUCCAAAUCACACACACUACACAGCAAACUAUCCAGUGUUAAAUCAACUCUUACAGAGUACAUAGGAUCCCGCCGUGGUCCUACUCUGUACUCUGUCGGAGUUAAAUUAACACUGAACAUUUUACUGUCUACUCCCCAAGUGCACUAAUAAUAAUAAUAAUAAUAAUAAUAAUAAUUAUAAUAAAGUUUUUAGUUACUUUUGAUAGACAUUAUUUUGCAUCCAGUUGUGUCUGUUUUCCUCUACUUACAUUGUCAGGUAGUACCUGUAGAGAAAUACAGCUUGGAUGGACAAUCACAGUGCAGGUACAGGCCUGUCUUGACAUGUACACAACGAUGCUCAGAGAGACAGCACCCGCUGAGCAGGAACGAAAUCAAUAUGAGGCGGUCUCUGGACGACAGCGUCUGUGAGGAGUGUGGCCCCAAGGAUGAGGAGGUUGUUAUGAGCAAGUUUCUGACAAAUUAACGAAAUGAAGGAAGAACAAUGGUACAGUAAUUUUGCGUUUGCUUUGUUCCUUGGUACGUUGACAAGUACAUUUAUUCAUGAACAAUGCUGGAAAUCACUUGCUGUUCGUAGUGUUUCCGUUUUUAUGAAUGCAAGAUGAGCACUUUCUGCUGGUGGCUGUAAAAUACAGACAGGUUAUUAUUGUGCUGUGUCACAGAGAAAGACCUGGAAAUGAAGAGUGAGAUCCUGGUUACAGCUUAUUUGAUUAUUGGUUAUAAAUGACUUAUAGCUUAAAACGUGAGGAUCUGUUUUGCAUAUACAAUCAGUGGCCAUUUUAUUAGGUACAACUAUCUAGUACUGGGUAGCACCCCCAUUUACCUCCUUAAUAGCCUGAAUUAUUUGCGGCUGUGCCAGCUGGUGGAGAGAGCACACGCACGUGUGUUGCAUUAACUAAUCAGUCCAGGUGCUUAUAGGUGUGCUGCUCUCCACAGUUCGGGGCCAAAACCGGGAGCUAACACUGGGAGCGAGUUUCUUUAUUUUGAGGUAAGUUUAAUUUCAGUUUUGUUUCUUUUAAUGACAGGGCAAAAGUGAACCCCCACUGAAAAGUCGGAGGAGCUGGUCUGGUGAUUGGCUACUGUAAUUUCUGCAAAAAAUUUUUCCACAUUGGUUUGCAUAGUUUGCAUGUGUGUUGUUAUUUUUGACUUAGAUGAUUCCCCCCCCCAAUUCCUACAUACUGUUCAUUAGAGUUCGACAGACAUUUUAAUGGACUGGAUCUUACUGGGCCCUUGUAAAUGCUUCCCAGUGAUGUAAUUACUUGAGACAGCAGCUCUAAAUCAGGCAGCAAAUCUCCAUCCUCUGCUUGUAAAGAUAUUGGCCUUUCCAAACAAGUGGCUGGCUGUCCUGAACAGUGGGGCCACUGUUGCUGUUGGGUUUGCGUGGCUACCUCACCAUGCCCAGCAGCAAUGUGAAGAUACCUGUCAGGUGACUUGAGAGCAGACAUCCACCACCGAACUUAAUGUUUGGUCCAGACCUCCAGGGUAGCCCCCGCUGGCAUUUCUGUCUGCAUCGCUUCUUCACUCCAAUAAGUUAAAAUGCCCCCUCCUUUUAAAAAGGCCACUGUGAAAUCUCGGCUUACUCUUCCAACUUACUCAAACAAAAGUGCUUGUUUACUUCAUUCAAAUACCUCGCGGAACUUCGAGGACAAGAACAGUGUGACAGAUUUGGUCAUGGACAGGGUUUGUAAACAGUGUGUGUGUGUGUGUAUGUGUGUGUGUGUGUGUUGACAAAGGGUGCUGAAAUGCUAGUGCUUUUAAAGAACGACACUUUGAUGUGAUAAUGCGGCACUCAAUUACUGUGAACGUUAGAAAAUGUUUUAAAAGUAGACAUAAUUCUACUCAACCCAAAUUAGUAAAUUAGUCAAAGUAUGAAUACACAAAUCAUGAUAUAGAAUGCUAAUAUUUUACAUGGUACAUUUCAAUUCAAAUCUAUGUACGGACUGGGGUUUACAUCACCUUAAUGGCAGCAGCGUAAUGUGCAGGGUUGGUGGGCAGUGUGCUCUACUCCUAAAAUAGCUCAGUCACUGCCCGAGACUUGCUCUAAUCUCACAUUACUGAAGCCCUAACACACUGCCCCUUUAGCCAGAGCUAAUAAUCUGGCACAUAGCCAACUCACUCUCCAGGGGCCAAAUGAGGUACCAGACUUUUGCCACAAGAAAUUAUGGGAUUGAGAGCUAGAAAUUUUGUUUUCAAAAUCUGCGAUUCAAAAAAAAUAAAAAAUAAAAAAACACUACGUCCAAAUCUUCAGCCUCAUUGUUCAAAUACCAUUUAUCAACUUGUUUCGUCAUUUAUCAAAAUGUUUUGUCAGCUUUAGAUUUUGCCUACGUUGUGUUGUGAUACAUGGGUAGGACCAGUAACAUAAGGCACUGCUAGUGUGAGGUUAAGGUUAAGGUUUAAUUUAUUUCCUCCCAAGGGAGAAAAUUGUCUUGGAUCAGAGAGAUACUGCAUAAAACAAAACAAGACAUCUCACAUUUCACAUUCACAGUUCAUACAUUUCAAAAACAUAUACACAAAAUAUAAACAUACAAAUAUCAAAAAUAUAAUCAAAAUAUCUCUCAGCAUUACAGGUUGAAGCUGAGAAAGGGCUUCUGCUUUAAAAAUGAAUUACAUAAUCAUGCUGUUAAACAGUGCGUGAGGCUUUUUGUCUAAGCACUCUAUUUAUGAAAGCUUAAGUUUUCAGUUUAAUGGCUGAAGAGGGCAUGACAAUGAGCUAAAAUCCUAGUGCAACUCCAAUAGCUUGGCUGUGUGGGUAAUGUCUUUUCUUCCAAGCAUUUUUUUUUGUACUUCCUUUAAUUUUUGGUUGUUGGCCACAAUAUUCCUGCCAGGAGUUUUCCAGUGCGCCGAGGAGCUCUUCCUUAGAGAGCAAGCCUGCCGAAUCCAGCUCAAGGAGUUUGCCCGCAAAAACGCUGCCAAUGCCUUGUCCAUGGCCAACAUGGUCAUGGGUAUGAUAUCCAUUCUGUGCAGCCUGGAAGGGCACUGGUAUGCUGCAUGCUGGUUGGUUCUGAUAGGCUACCUGCUGGAUUUGGCAGACGGAGCAGUUGCUAGGCAACUGGAUGCGUGCUCAGCACUGGGUGCCAAGCUGGAUGACUUUGCUGAUUUCACGACGUUCGGGAUUGCCACGGCGUUGCUCUUGAGGACUGGCAGCUUAAUGGACAACGUCCUCUGCAUGUGCUACGUCUUGUCUGUCUUCACACGCCUCUGCUUCUUUUCCAGCGGGAUCCCCUUCAUGUACCAGGGCCUCCCCUGCCCCUACGCAUCCGCCAUCCUGGCCUGUACCUCCCUGCUGUCCGGGGGCAACAUGCUGGUGCUGCGGGUCACCGCUGUGGCCAUGAUCUUCUUCAUGGUGAACCAGGGCUUCUACCCCCACGACCGGGUGCUGGAGUCCCAGGCCUGGAAGAAGGCUGUGUAUGCUGGAGGAGUUGCCAUGGUGUUCUGUUCCUCCUUUCCUCCCGCGUGCAUUUACUACCUGCUGUGGUCGGUGUCCUACAUUUUGUUCCCAACAACAUUGUGGAGCUGCAAAAUGUAACAAUGGACGGAGUGUAGCACAGUGGGUAAGGAACUGGGCUCGUAACCGAAAGGUCGCAGGUUCGAUUCCCGGGUAAGGACACUGCCGUUGUACCCUUGAGCAAGGUACUUAACUGGAAUUGCUUCAGUAUAUAUCCAGUUGUAUAAAUGGAUACAAUGUAAAAUGCUAUGUAAAAAAUUGUGUAAGUCGCUCUGGAUAAGAGCAUCUGCUAAAUGCCUGUAAUGUAAUGUAAUGUAACAAAAGGCCGGAGGCCUAGUCUCAGACUCUCUCAGCAGGCGCAUGGAAGGCUGGCCUGAGUUUACUAAACAAGCCUCCGACGUGCUGCCUCCUGUUUCCGUGGAGAGUGGAAACACAAACACCAUGGAGACUACCUUUUCUCUCGCGUAAUGCUUUGAAACGAUUAACUCCUCUGAUUCCUGACCUAUGAAAUUGAAAGCAUCGCCUGGAGGAUUCCUCUUUCUGGUGGGGGUGCAUUUAAUUGUUGAAAUUUGGAUUGGAAUUUUACCAAAUUGUUAUUAGUUUUUUUUCUUCUGUUUGUUGUUCCUUAAAAUGAAACAUUGAUUCGAUGGCAAGUCUUCCAAAAACUAGAAAGAAUUACUUCAUUUUCUUGUGAUGUUUUACUGUGGGUCACAGAAAGAGGCCAUGAAUAUUGUGUACGUGCUGUCUGUUAUCCUCCCUUUAGUACACAUCUGAAUGCGAAAAGUUCAAGGGAAAUACUACGUAUACCUCUGUGAUUCACAUAGCUAUAAAUAUCAGGAAACUAGCAAGCAAACCGCAGUUUUACCUUUUGCACAAGGUUCUUUCUCGUUUCCAUGUGUCACAGUCAGUUGUGAAUCCCAGAAUUGUACAUGUUUAGCUAAUUAGAACCCAGCAUUUCAAGGUUUCAUAAAAUCUCACUAAUGAAAAUGCAGCUACAGAUAAAUCACUCUGCUAUGGCAAUUACCUUGCUCAAGGAUGUAUCUGUCACAAGGUUUUUAAUUUUAAUAACACAGUUUUAAUACAGUGAUCAUACAGUAUACUGGUUGAGUUAUAGUGCAUGUCUUAUUUGUAUUUUCAGCACAUUUUUGUUUUUGGUAUUGACUGGUAAACAUCUCAUGAAUUGCAGAUGACAAAAUUGCAAUUCCCAUGGUUAAUGCAGAAGUUUCAGUAGACACAGUCCCUUAUUUUAGGAAGUUUGAAUGUAUUUUCUCUGAUGUCAAAUUCUGCGCAGGGUGUGCAUCGCCCAUCAGCUUCAAGGAAUGUUUGUGUUUCUAGUCUUUUAAAGAGAAAAAAUGGGGGACUGUCCAGAAUCCUUUAGUGGACUUAUCGCUGUUAAAAUAAAACAAUGUUUGUAAGUGUAACCAAAUGUUUUCACUAGGUUUUGCGUAUUAAUGUUGGUUCCACUUUAUGCAAGAUUCUUUGCAGUUGGAAAUAUAGUCACUAAAGACAGACAAGGAUUUCCUGAAAAUCUAAAUGGUUGUUCAGUUGAAUAAUAAUGGCAACUACUUCAGAUACAGAAAAUCAGUCUCUGUAUAAUGAAUACCUUUGACUGUCUGAUGGAAGUUUGGAAUGCCCAGCAAAUCAGUUAAUAAAAAACAGAUCUCUCCCUCAGAGGCACAGUUUGGAGGACAAUCAAUUUUUGUGAAUUUUCAAAUUUGUGAGUUCAAUGACAUUUAGAGUUUGAAGACAUUCUGUUUCUUUGAGAUACUAUGAAGUGAGUUAAACUGGCCAUAUUGCAUGAAUACAUUACAAAUCAAACAUAUUAUUUGAAAUAAGACACAUAUGGUGUGAAUGGACUAUCCAGACAAUAAUUAAACAAUGAACAGUGAAAUUUCACCAGUGUCUGUGUAAUGAUUACUGAGGGAUGCUCACACUGGAGCCAAGUUUUUUAAUCAGACCAAGGUGUGACCUUUCACAUCUGAUUUUCUCUGUUCUAACUGGCUAGUUUUGGAGAACAGUGCUCUCCAAGGCAGUCGGCCAAAGGAUUCAAAGAGCACAAUCACCUUUCCCUUUAUUUGUUGGACAGAGGAUUGUUGGUAUCCGGCCCCUUGGGAAAGGGAAGCCGUGGCAUUCAGUGACAUUUUACUUUCUGUACUGAAGUCAUUUUGAAAAUGUAAGCGGGGACAUCAGAUAUUCAGUUUACUUCAAAUGACCUAGUUUUUAUUUAAUGUUUAGUUCAUGCAUGUGACCUGAUGCAAUGUUAUUGUGAUGUUAUGCUACAAUGGCUGCUAUAAGAUUUCACAGCACUUGUUUAACGAAAUGCUCGGUUAAUAUACUAUCUGUGAUUAACAUUAUCGCCCCAAGUGUUUCCAUUGGCGCGACCAAACAAAUUUUAGUGAAGAGUUGGGACAGCUAGCCACUGUUUCAAGGGGUGCGUUUUUUUGUGGCUCGUGGCAUUCUUUUUUUUUACAGCUGAAUUUGCAGCGUUUUUGGCAACAGUUAAUUUUACCACAAAGAUAUGUGUUUUAGGACCUUUGUCAGAUCUUUUCAUUUAAUAAUUUGCUGAUUGCUGAUUUUUUUAUUUUAUUUUAUUUCUUGAAUCAGUUGAAAUACUUGUGGGUAUAUUCAAGAAUGGGCUGUGCUUUUCUAAGAGUGUACAUUGAAAGUCGGGGUAAAGGAACAACAUACUUUAUUAAAAUACAACCUGCAGUGUUUUAACUCUU